AAAGAAGGCAUCAAAUUAGGUGUGCGCCGGUGCUGCUGUUUGUUGGUUGCUCUCUCCUAUCUGGGCGACUUCCCCAAAGCCAAAAUAAACAGAAAAAAUCGCUCCGUUGGCACCCAAAUUUUGCCACCACCAAAGCCCAGCCCCCCAACAAAAAAUCAAUUACAGAAUCACACUAUAAAAUAUAAAGGAAGGAAGCAGUACAAAAAUGUCUUCCACGUUUACAGCUCCAUCAUUUCAAACCAUUCUCAAGAGGAUCUCCCUCGCCUCCUCCUCCUCCCCUUCUACUUCUUCCGCCUCUUCUUCAUUUCUCCUUUGUAAAUCUCACUGCUCCUCCGCUCCUCGUCUCCGGCAUUCUCUUUCCGCCGCCUCGUCUUUCUCCUCCUCUUCGUCGUCGAGGCUCUUUGCCGCCGCCACCACUACCGCCAUGGGUGAUGCCGUUGCUGAUGCUACCAUGGACGCCGUCCAGAGGCGACUCAUGUUCGAAGACGAAUGUAUUUUGGUAGAUGCAAAUGACCGUGUCGUUGGCCAUGACACUAAGUACAAUUGUCAUUUGAUGGAAAAGAUUGAGGCUGAAAAUCUGCUGCACAGAGCUUUCAGUGUGUUCUUAUUCAACUCAAACUAUGAGUUGCUUCUUCAGCAACGAUCUGCAACAAAGGUUACCUUUCCUAUGGUCUGGACAAAUACCUGCUGCAGCCAUCCUCUUUACCGUGAAUCUGAGCUCAUUGAAGAGAAUAGCCUUGGAGUGAGGAAUGCUGCACAAAGGAAGCUUUUGGAUGAACUGGGUAUUCCAGCUGAAGAUGUUCCUGUUGAUCAGUUCACCCCAUUGGGCCGUAUGCUUUACAAAGCCCCGUCUGACGGAAAGUGGGGAGAGCAUGAACUUGAUUACCUACUGUUCAUUGUUCGGGAUGUUAAGGUGAAUCCCAAUCCCGAUGAAGUUGCUGACAUCAAGUAUGUCAACCGAGAGCAGUUGAAGGAGCUCUUGAAGAAAGCUGAUGCUGGUGAGGAGGGUCUGAAGCUGUCUCCAUGGUUCAGACUGGUGGUAGACAACUUUUUGUACAAGUGGUGGGAUCAUGUGGAGAAGGGAACCCUGGGCGAAGCUGUGGAUAUGAAAACCAUAUACAAGCUCUAAGCCCUUGGUUCAAUAACUGUUGCAUGUUGCGUUUCGUUUUUCUAAAAUUAAUAAGUUUAAGCAUUUAAUUUACUAGACUAGUGAAGUCAAGGCUGGCAUUUUCCCCCUGUUUAAAGUUUUGGGUUGCGAUUUAAUUUGUUUGGAAUGUAUCAUACACAUUGUUGUGUUAGGGAAUCUGGGAAUGUUUACUAGCAGAAAGAUGCUGUUUGGGUUGUCUGUAUGGGAAUUUGCUGUCAUUGACAAUUCAUUGUUCCUUAAAAUGGCCAAGAAAGGCACUUAUGUGAAACAGCUUUGAAUAAAAGCGAACUAUGGGUUUUUGAGAAAGUAAAAGUCACGUGUGCUUUUUGAAGAGGUUUGAGGUUUUUUCUUCAUUACACUCAACCAUGAACAAUCCCAACUUUGUCGUCUUGAUUUUGUGGCAACUAUUUCAAGUUGGUCUUUGCCGCUUUCAAAAGGUUCCUUUGAUAUAUUUGUUUUAUUUUUUGAUGGUAUUUUUAAAUUAAAAUAUUAAUAACUAUCCCAUUUCAGCAUAUCUUUUUACAUUUUCAAUACGCCUUUUUACAUUCUCAAUACAAAAAAUGCCUAAAAACACACACUAAAAAAACAAAACAAAUAUACCCUUAGUGUCCGAAACUAAUUGUCUCGACUGAUUCAAGUCGGAAGCAACUGCCCUUAGUUCUGGUGACCUGAUCCGUAAGUUGAGUACCUUAUCAUGUGCGAGAUUCAGGCGAUUGGAGAUUACAAUUACUAAAGAUAUCAUUUGGUCCAAUGCAAUGUCAAGAAUCCAAGCUGUCUGCCAUGCAAUGAUAUCUAGAGGACCACUUUGAUCUGGAUCAGACAAUCUUUGGGUCCAUUUACAGCUUAGACCCAGGUUAUCCGUUAAAAGGUUCACAUCACAGUGCUCUUCCAUCUGAUUCGUGGGGAACCCUGGGAUCCAUUUGAGUUGGUGAAUAGUUUAUCUGCAAUUAGUGUUCAUGUGUCACACGAAAGAAAGAGUUUUAGAGAUAAUAUACCAUAAAUUUAUACAACGAUACAAUCAAUGAUUAAUGAACCACG
Messenger RNA from Oldenlandia corymbosa var. corymbosa, 2185 nucleotides. NCBI's taxonomy places the organism in Eukaryota, Viridiplantae, Streptophyta, Magnoliopsida, Gentianales, Rubiaceae. The record is from the annotation of a GenBank genome assembly.